AUGACAUGUGCACAUUCUUUGCACACAUAUGCAUCUGUUCAGAAGUAUAUAUAUUUGUAUGUGCUGAUGAUUGAUGAAGGAGCAACGUGUCAGCAUUCAGAAGCUAAAGUUAUCCAUUUGACCUCUGAAAUGGUUGAUGAGCAGGAUAGGUUACUGCCAAUUGCCAAUGUGGGAAGGGUCAUGAGGCAGAUCCUUCCACCAAGUGCCAAAAUCUCGAAAGAAGCUAAGGAAACGAUACAAGAAUGUGCAACAGAGUUUAUAAGCUUCGUCACAGCUGAAGCGUCUGACAAGUGUUACAAGGAGAACAGAAAAACUGUAAAUGGAGAUGACAUCUGUUGGGCUCUGAGCACAUUAGGGUUUGAUACCUAUGCAGAGGCCAUGCUGAGGUACUUACAUAAGUAUAGAGAAUUUGAGAGGCAAAGGGUCAACCAAAGUAAAGCCUCAAAUCUUGAAAAUGAAGCACAUACCCCAAUUAGAGCCAGUACUGAUAGUACUGAUAGUGAUGGAAGCAACCUGCAACCUGAAAAGCAAUCUGAAUCUCCCAUUGCAUUUGAGUUUAGAGUUCUUGAGAAGGGUCAGAGCUCUAAAAUUAAGCCAGCAGCUACAGGAUAA
Coffea arabica (coffee) is the source of this 612-nucleotide messenger RNA. Its product is annotated as nuclear transcription factor Y subunit B-4-like. The record is from RefSeq and is a predicted model, not a curated record. Gene Ontology annotation, cellular component: CCAAT-binding factor complex. Gene Ontology annotation, biological process: regulation of transcription by RNA polymerase II. Gene Ontology annotation, molecular function: DNA-binding transcription activator activity, RNA polymerase II-specific; RNA polymerase II cis-regulatory region sequence-specific DNA binding; protein heterodimerization activity. Lineage: Eukaryota; Viridiplantae; Streptophyta; Magnoliopsida; Gentianales; Rubiaceae.